Molecule: messenger RNA, 436 nt
Organism: Haemonchus placei
Lineage: Eukaryota; Metazoa; Nematoda; Chromadorea; Rhabditida; Trichostrongylidae
Source: the annotation of a GenBank genome assembly
AGUCAAGGCCCUAAGCGUCGACGUUGGUCUAAGCAAACUUUGCCUCCUUUGGAUGCAACUGGCCGGCCGGCCGAUGAUGUCAAGGUCCCAUGUGUCCUAAAUGGAUCUUGCCGUUCUUUAGUGAAGUUUCCUUCGCUGGCUGCUAUCUAAGAACCGAGACUCUACUUAUCAUUCGUAGCAGAGGUAUUCAGACCAGCUGAGGGCCAGCUGAGGGCAAAUCAUGUUCACGUAGUAUCGCUCCGUCAACCAAAUCGCCCUCUUCUCAGGGUUCUGUUACUUGUUACUAGCCUCACGUGAUUUCUCUGAACUCUUGAAGUUUGAACUCACCCCCGUUGCUCAUGCAUACUACUGCAAGCGGCCGUCAUGUGAUAAAUUGUGGCGGCAUACGUUCAGUAAUCGUUGGCUGUCAAUUUCACCACUUUCGAUUUGGCCUUAA